AUGCCACCAGCAGAAAAACACUGGACUCUUGAGGGCACGAGCAAAAAUAAAAUAAUCAUUGAACAUAAUUUGAAAAAAAGACGAAGACGACAAAAAAUUAUGAAUAGAAAUAAACAGAUUCUAACUACAUAUACCACAAAAGCACCGCAUCUAUUUAAGCAAAAAAUGAAACGAAUAAAGCAGAUCAUGAUUAAAAUGUGUAAAAAAACAAAUUCUUGCAAGAAUCGGGGCAGAGAGAAACAUGGUAAGAGCAGCACUGAUGGCAAAAGCGAACAAGAAAUGAACAAGAAAAGCUCCAGAGAGGAAGACGACGAGCGACCGACAGCCACCAAACCCCACAUGGUGUCCGUCUCACAUCACAUCGUCCUCUCUACGUCCAUUCGCAAAAAAUAUCAACUAAAUCCCGACAAAAAAAUUUCGAUGGUAAUCGAGGAAGAAGGGAACGAAGGAGCUGGACCGACGAUCUUCAUGCUCGUCUUCAUCGUGGCAGCCAUCGUCGGAGGCUACAUCGCCUACAAAAAGUUCUGCAACAAAAGUAACGAGGCUGGGACAACGGAUGUCAAAAAAUCCCACAAGUCGGCCAACGACGAAACAUUAACCAAUCAAAGCAUCGAUAGCGAGGUGUUGAGGCCCGCAAAAAAAUUAAAAAAGUUUAAAAAAAGAGGUAAAUCAAGAAUCAAAUUUUCCAAGAUGAUAGUGCCGAAGAAAAAAAACGAAAAAGAGUACGUUGUGAAGAAUUUUGAGCCAGAUAAAAAAGGCGUCAUGAAGAAAGUUAAAUUGAAAGUUAAAAAAUGA
Helobdella robusta is the source of this 795-nucleotide messenger RNA. RefSeq lists its product as hypothetical. The record is from RefSeq and is a predicted model, not a curated record. The coding region runs from base 1 to 795 and encodes 264 amino acids. The transcript has a single exon. NCBI's taxonomy places the organism in Eukaryota, Metazoa, Annelida, Clitellata, Rhynchobdellida, Glossiphoniidae.